AUGAGAUGUAAUAAGUUAUGUGGUGAUUUGUCUUCAGCCAAAGACAAAUCUGAUGCCAUCAGACGUCCCAAGACUGGUGGUGGACCCAAGCCAGUCUCGCCCUCAUUUGCAAAGACCAUGAUUAUUGAAAAUCUUCAAGAUCAGCAGGGUUUGUUAGAUGGAAAUGACACUGAAGAUUUCAGUGGAGCACCAUGUGCAGCAACUGCAUCUGAGGAUCCGGAGCUGUGCACGGUCAUGUUGUCAAAUGAGCCCAAUUGCCCUGUACAACUGGAUAUUAUCCUUGACAAACAAGGAAUCUUACAAGUUCCAACCCAAAGUGCCUGCACUAGUGCUACCAAGGAGCCACCAAAAAAGAAAGCCAAACUACAUGAAAAAGAACUUCUGACACUGAGAGCCGAAAAAGAGAAGUUCUUACAAGAAACAAUAACACUAUAAGAACAAGCGGAAUACUUCAGAACCAAAAACAUUAUUGCGAAAUUAGAGAAGGAAAAGUUAGAGAUUGAAAUACAAAUAUUAAGAAAGAAAUGUGUAACAUUCGAAGAAGAGUAGAAAUAAAUUAAAGUACAAAAUAGAAUUAUAUAUAUAAUGAAGAACAUAAGAUAGGCAUCUUUAAUGUGUUUGUAGUAAAGUUUCGAGAGAAUAUUAUAUUGUUUAAGGUUAGUGUUAGAAACCGUGUUUUAAAAUAUCAUAACUUUGGCAUAUUAAAAAAAAAUGUAACUCAUCUUCUAUACCCACCCGCGUACUUAUAUUUUUUUAUGUGUAAUUAUCUAAUUCUCAAUGAGGUAUAAUGUCUUCUUUGGUCUCUUAUGGUGUAUAUGAAGCAAACCAAUAUAUUCUAACCAGUAUAACUCUAGUCAGUUAUGUACUGAUAUUUCAUUAUGUUGAGUGCUCUUAUUAUAUCAGCAACAUAAUAUUAUGUGUCAUAGGCCUUUUAGGCCGGACAGUAAAGAAUAUUUUUGGGAUGAUUGUUUUCAUUCCACUAUAUCAUAUGACGUUUGACACCUUAAUAACAUUUUAUCUUAUCUCAUGUAAGUCACUGACCCGUAUAAUCUAUUUGGGAGUGUCUGUCAAUGGGUAUAGGGGUGUUUUUUGGUUGGGACAAUUUGAGAUGUAGAUUAAUAAAGCAGUGUAUUUAUUCAAAUUCUUAGUAAUGAGAUAUGAUUAAUUAAAGGGUUUUCUUUAAUCAAGAAAUGUAAGUGAAAUAAGUUAGUUUGACAAUAUAGAGAUAUCACUGAUAUAGACAAUAGGCAUUUUUAUGAUAAAACUCCUUGUGACUGAAGUACUUCAAACCAGAGUUCCGUAGAUCGAUAGUUACACCAACUUCAACAUAUAAAAUGUGUCCUAAGAGUCAUCCGGUACUAUGAUCAGUUAUGGAGAUUGCUGUAGUAUAUUUGUCUUUCCACCAUAACCUAUGGUGGUAGAUUAUGUCAAUAGCUAUGUUAAUUGCUAAGAUAUAUAAAUAAAUAAUACA
Messenger RNA from Haliotis rufescens (red abalone), 1471 nucleotides. RefSeq lists its product as uncharacterized. The transcript is spliced from 4 exons. NCBI's taxonomy places the organism in Eukaryota, Metazoa, Mollusca, Gastropoda, Lepetellida, Haliotidae. The record is from RefSeq and is a predicted model, not a curated record. Bases 1 to 435 code for a protein of 144 amino acids.